Messenger RNA from Colossoma macropomum (tambaqui), 947 nucleotides. RefSeq names its product latexin-like. The record is from RefSeq and is a predicted model, not a curated record. NCBI's taxonomy places the organism in Eukaryota, Metazoa, Chordata, Actinopteri, Characiformes, Serrasalmidae. The transcript has 4 exons. The coding region runs from base 144 to 386 and encodes 80 amino acids. Gene Ontology annotation, molecular function: metalloendopeptidase inhibitor activity.
GUGAGACGCAGGGUUCCUGGGGCAGGUUAUCAAAGUUCAACAUCUCAGCUAAGGAGCAGGAGUUCUAACAGCGCUACAGUACAGUAGACAGUGCUGUGUCUGCAAAGGACAUACCAGAUAGUUAUGGUAAUGUAGACCCAGAGAUGAAACCUUUCUGGCACUUGGCGCGGGUGGCAGCUAGCUUCAUCAUGCUGAACGAGUCCAAUGAGAAAACGCUGUAUAACAUGGCUCAAGUGGCCAAGAUCACACAGCUGGAGACUCAAGAUGACCAGCUGAGGUUUGAGUAUGAGGUUCUCCUUCACGACAUGGUUUCUCAGGAAAUUAUUCGCGGGAAGCUGCUGGUCUCCUGGUCUCCAGCAGUGGGCGUGAAAGUGUUAGAGACUUAACUGCUGCCACGAUACUACUGAAAACCUCCCAACUCAGUGAUGCCAGCUUGUUCAGUCCCAAGAUCAAAUCCACUAACCUCACCAAACUGUAUCUUUGAACAAAUGGCAUGAUGCCUCCUGUAAAAAAGUUUUUGAUGUGUUGGGGGGUGUUGGGUUGCCUCCAUUGUUAAAAGAGCGUCGCCAAAGUGGUCUGUAGAGUGACCUAAACAAGAACUCCAGUUUAUGAGGUGCCUGGCCACUUCCUACUUUUCCCGUUGUGUCAAAACUGGAAAACAGCAGAGGGCGCCCGUGAGCGAGUCCUCAAUUAAUACAUGCAUAAGAUGAAUGCAUUCAUUUCCUGAAGACAGAACAGCAUGAAAUAUUUUAACACUGCAGUUAUUUCUGCUUUUGAACUCGAGUUGUAGUUUAAAACAGUCUAGGGCUGCUACCAAAUGCUAUUUUAUGCAUAUGCUAUGUAUGUUAUGCAUUUUAAAGAACUUGUGAACUUUUUUUUUCCCCAAUGAGGACUGCGGCUAACCAGCUGACCCAAAAUAUUUGUUUUGCUUGUUUAUCUAAUUUAAG